Molecule: messenger RNA, 3762 nt
Organism: Drosophila grimshawi
Lineage: Eukaryota; Metazoa; Arthropoda; Insecta; Diptera; Drosophilidae
Product: dynein-1-beta heavy chain, flagellar inner arm I1 complex
Exons: 5
Coding region: 1-3696 (1231 amino acids)
Source: RefSeq, a predicted model, not a curated record
AUGACAUCCUCGAGCGCUGUGGAAGAUGAACGACUAACCGACUCGGAAUUAUCCGAUGACGAGGAGCGCAAAGUUGAGAUUAAGCCGGAGGAAGUGCGUCCGCCAACGCCGCGUCCCACGUACACAGAUGAAGAGCUCAAUCAAUUGGUUGAGUAUAUACAACGGAUGACGCUGCUCUACGCACUCACACAACAGGAUUGGCGUGAGGAACCGCUGGAUAUGAUACGUCGUUGGCUGCUGGAGGUCAAUGAACCGUUGCUAAGCAUUUGGUAUGAGGGAAACAAGCUCAGUGCUUGUCUGGGCUUUCCCACGGAUCACGUGGAUGACAUUAGCUAUUUUCUGCGCGGCGAACCGAAUGAGAUCUUCACAGUUGAUGGGUUCCACGACGAGAUUCAUUUUGGGAGUAUUCACAGCGAUGUGGACGCUAGUCUCAUGUGUCUGCUGGAGCGUUUCUAUGCGCCCAUCUUUCGCAACUACAGCGACUGGAAUCCAACAGUUCGCUCACGCUUCUGUGCCAGUCUGGACAGGCUGUUGGCCUUUAUGUUUGCCAUGAACGCCAAGAUUGGCGGCAUCUCGUCGCUGUAUGUCCCCUUUGUGCUGCAUCAGAUUGGCGGCAAGCCGAUUGUCUGCGACAGGCCAUUGUUUAAGAAUCUAGAGAGCAUUGCAGUCUACUGGACCACGCAGAUUCGCACGGUGCUCGGCGAUCGCACGCUGAUGGUGCCCCACGAACUGGCCACAGUCAACGAUGAGUUCGAGUUCUGGGAAUAUCGUUUGGAGGUGCUGCAGGGCAUGAACUCGCAGCUGGCCCAGUUUGACGUGCAGCGUGUCUUUAAGGUGCUGCGCCAAUGGCAAUCUGUGCACAUGACCCAAAUUGGGGAGCUGCUCGAGGCUGGCCAGCAGGAGCAACUCUUGGCCAUGUCGAACAUAAAGUUUCUGCAUCUGCUCGUGGAGCCAUGUGCCAAAAUCGAUGUGGCAGCCACGCCGGCCGCAGUGUCGCAACUGCUGCCACACAUUAUACAACUGAUGCGCUUCAUCUGGACACACUCGGAGCAUUAUGCGAGCAGUGAUCGGAUUACGAUACUCUUUCGCAAUCUGAGCAAUCAGAUAAUCAAAUACUGCACAGAGCAGAUAGACUUGGAUAUUAUAUUGACGGGUCGUCCACGCUUGGGCAUCAAGAUGUGCAACCUGUCGCUGGAGUGUUGCAUGGCCUACAAGGAGCACGUGCAUCGCUUGCAGCAGAACAUUGGCUGGCAACUCCAACUGGGCAACAUAUUCAAUCAGAUCGACGCGUUCAUGGAGCGUCUCGGCGAUCUAAUGGAUAUAUGCGAGGCAAUGAUUGUGUUUGGCCGCCUGGAUGAGAACGAGAAGCUGGAGAGGACCCAGUUUAGUGGCACCAGUGGCGAGCAGCUUGAGAAGAUUGCGGGGCGUGUGGAGCAGCAGUUUCUCGUUGCACUCAAUCAACUGCGCUGCAAUGGCUCCAAGCACCUCAUGCUCAACGUGCACCGUGCCGAGUGGUAUGAAAAGGUGUCCAGUUAUCGGAGGAGCGUGCAACGCAUGGAGGAGACACAGCAGCGACUGAUUGCCAACGUGUUUCGCUGUGUGUGCAACGUGGAGGAGUCACUGGAGGCAUUGAAUGUCAUGCUGUACUACUCGUAUCAUGCCACACUGCGCAAGUGCUACUUGCGGCAAGUUACUCGCGUGUGGCAACUGUUCAGCGAGGAUAUGGAUGCGACAAUGCGGCAAUUGUUGCUGCAACAACGCUCGCAGCGGCAUCAAUCGUGGUUGCCGCAGCAUGUUGCACACACGCUCGGCUAUCGCAUCAACUUGGAACGUUUGCGCUGGCUACGCAAUCGCUUGGCUCAGAGCAGCUCCUCCUGGUUGCCAGCGGUGCCGCAGACCGCCCAAGUGCUGGAGAAGUUUGAGCUGCUGCGCGAACAAUUCGAGCGCCAGAUGCAAGUCUCCCACGAGCAGUGGCAACAAUUGUAUGCCACUUGUGGCCCGCAUCUUGGCCAGAAACUGGAGCGUUAUUUGCUGCUGCGCAAAUCGUGGCUGCAGUGCAACAUAGAUGUUGGCAUCUUGGACAUUUGCCAGCAGGCCGAGCACUUUGAGAGAUUGGCCUUUGCGUUGCCGGUGGCAGUGCGGAAGAUCUACGAGCGACAGGAGCAGCUUCGAUCGGUUUAUUGCAGUGUGUCGCAGCUGUGCCUGGACUACAAUCGCCUCAUGUUGCGACUGACUGCCAGGGAGAGGAAGCUGUUCCGGCCCCUGAUUCAGGCCUGUGAUCGUCAGCUGGCGCCGGGCAUUUUUAAGCUGAGCUUUGGCUCCGUUGCUGGUGAUGGCGACACCAAUGCCGGCUAUGCCCAGUGGCUGGAGGAUUGCGUGUGGUAUGUGGACCAACUGCGCCAAGUCAUGCAGAUCUACAAGCGUGCGAACAGGCAAAUUGUUCGCUGCUGCGAACGCAUCUGCGACACGUCCAUGUUGCGUCUGAAUUUUAGUGGCGCCGUUGAGAUUUCCGUGUUUGAACAACAGCUCAGCAGUGGACUCAAUCGGGGCAACAGUGCCUUACGCAAGUACUACAACACCAUCGUCGAGCUGAUGCUGGCCGUGUCGGAGGAGUUUGACGACGUCAAGGAUGAGCUGCCGAGGGAAUGGCAUCAAUAUGUGAAUGUCUUUGAUGAUAUGCUGGCGAGUGCUUUUAUGAGCUGUGCGCGCAGCUCGCUGGAGUUGCUGCUGGAGGCGUUGCACUGCGAGGAGGACAUGUCGCCCGCACCCAUUCUGGUGAUGGAGUCCGAUGUGAAGGAGGCGCAGAUAGUCCUUUUGCCCGAUAUGCCAACAAUUGGCGGAGUGCUGCGUGGGAUUGUUGAUCGCGUGCAGAGCCUGGUGGAUCAGUUUCCACGUUUGGGGCAGAAGCUGAAGCUGCCCCGGGAGCAGAGACGCCCGAAUUUUGCGAGAGCCUUUCGCGAUGAUGCCGAAUGCUCGGAGCUGGUGCGUCGCAUUGAGGCAGAGAUUGCGGGGCAGCAGCAACAUAUUGGCGACUACAUUGCCCACUGGCAGCAGCACCGGGCACUCUGGGAGAUGACCGAGGAGGCUUUCACUCAGCGCCUUCUCGCGAGCGCCAAGACUGCCGGGGUCUUUGAGGGCGGCAUCGAGCAUUAUAGCUCGCUGGCCGAUGAUAUAUCCUUUGUGGAUGCCAUUGCCCAUGUGCACUUUGUGCUCAUCAAUCAGAAUCCCAUCAAGAGCACCCUGCUCGACUGGAUCGAGAAGUGGCAGGCGCUGAACAUCAAACUGCUGCUCAAUCAUGCUACAUACCUAAUUCAAUCUGUCUAUCGCUAUAUGUCACGCAAUGAGCAGAAGGUGAUGCGAGUGCCUCGAACCCACAGCGAGUCCAUCGUUGCCCAUCAGCUGUUUGAGCGCCUCGUUCGCGCCGUGCCCCUGAAGCAGAUGAGAUUCACGCCCAUGCUGGAGCUGUUUGUGCUCCUCCACAAAUAUCGUGUGACAAUUGCAGAGCAGACCCACCAGCAGGUUCUCGAACUGGAGCCCAACUGGCUGCACUAUCUGCAGACGCUCCACGAAGCGGAUGAAUUGCUCGAGAACGAGGACGAGGCGCACAAGAUCCUGCUGGCCCAGCAGGCCGAUAAGUUUAAGCUGAUCUUGAAAGAAUUUCACGAGGACUUCUUCUCAAAGCUGCCCAAAAAAUAAGUCUAAAAAUCCAUAAGGCAUAUGGAUACUGACUGUCUUUUUAUUAUAAAAAUACUUAGCACAUAA